AUGUCCACCUUCAACACUCAGUAUAGCGCCUCGAUUCCGUUGCAAUUUGACCUUAACGGCGCUACUCCCGUACCCUCAACAAUGGCCAACAACAACGCGCGCCAAAUGGAAAUGUAUCCCAGUCCACCUAUGAAUAUCUCUUCGCCUCCCCACACAAACUCCCACCGAGUCAGCAAAGCCAUGAAGGGAAAGCGAGUCCAUGCUUGUGAGCACCCUGGAUGUCAGAAGGUUUUCACCAGAGCCGAACACCGUAGACGACACGAGCUGAGCCACGAGCCUAAAAAGCAAUACACUUGCACGUACGAAGGGUGCCAAAAAGCAUUCCAUCGCCCGGAUUACUUGACUCAACAUUUGGGUCGGCAUGCAAGCUCGGCAGCAAAGGAAAACACAUCAUACACCCACGUCAACCCAUCACCUCCUCGCUUAAGCCUGCAACAACAAAUUCAGUCGCAACCAAGCAACUCACCCCCGAUUCCAUUCCAAGCGGACACCGCCGAUUAUUCCGGCGUGUGGGGAAGCAUGGACUCCACAAUGUCAUGUCCCCAGUCUUCCAGGGGCCAGAGCCAGUCUUCCACAUCCGUCGAUGAUCACCCAUCCCCCUAUUCCUACACGAACGAAACCUAUACAAACGAGAUCUGCAGCUCACCCGUCGCGAGCGACUCCUUUGCCCCUCAAUACCCCACAUCUGGCAUGCCAGUAGAGAUGGUAACUGCCAUCGAUCAAUACCUCCGGAGCAUCCUGAAGCCCGAAGCCUUUUCAUCGCCUCAGCAGAUGGACCCAACGAUUUGGAGCUCAGAGCUCGAUAUCGACCCCACUUUGACAAAACUUGAGAGCACAGAUCAAUUACCGCUCUGUUUAUGGCCUCCCCCACAUCAGUUGCAAUACGAGGAUCAUCCCGUGCAGAUGAACCACCAGCCAUCCGGCAGUCGCUGA
Molecule: messenger RNA, 933 nt
Organism: Penicillium robsamsonii
Lineage: Eukaryota; Fungi; Ascomycota; Eurotiomycetes; Eurotiales; Aspergillaceae
Exons: 4
Coding region: 1-933 (310 amino acids)
Biological process (GO): regulation of transcription by RNA polymerase II
Cellular component (GO): chromatin
Molecular function (GO): RNA polymerase II cis-regulatory region sequence-specific DNA binding; DNA-binding transcription factor activity, RNA polymerase II-specific
Source: RefSeq, a predicted model, not a curated record